Messenger RNA from Mobula hypostoma (lesser devil ray), 9351 nucleotides. RefSeq names its product ArfGAP with RhoGAP domain, ankyrin repeat and PH domain 3 (gene arap3). Lineage: Eukaryota; Metazoa; Chordata; Chondrichthyes; Myliobatiformes; Myliobatidae. The record is from RefSeq and is a predicted model, not a curated record. Bases 351 to 5120 code for a protein of 1589 amino acids. The transcript has 32 exons. Gene Ontology annotation, cellular component: cytoplasm. Gene Ontology annotation, molecular function: phosphatidylinositol-3,4,5-trisphosphate binding; GTPase activator activity; protein binding. Gene Ontology annotation, biological process: positive regulation of GTPase activity; signal transduction.
AAACGGCAGGCAGUGAGUGAGUCAAGAAGGCGCGCACACAGUGUCGGGCAGCACAAACAAAAAAGUGAGGAUUUUCCUGAGUCAGCUCCGGGUACUGCGGUGCGAGUGUGCAAAAGUAGUUAAAUGUCGGGUGCCCAAUGGUCCUGUAAUUAGCCAGUUGUCCAGAUUAUCUGCUUGUCCAUACCUCUGUAUGGGUGCGGAGGAUGGAAUGAACUGAUGCACGGCCCUCCACAACAGAUGUCUGCAAAUGCUGACCAGGCUCAUUACAGCAAAUGCUUGGAUUUGCAUCUUACUGAUGGACCCAUUUUACUGUUUAUCCAAUGAGAGAAAACAGAUUCGGCUAAGGUGCUAUGGCAUCACAAAGUGAAGAAGGGUGUGAUAUUGGAGACUGGCUGUCUACUAUCCAUUUGGAAAAAUACAGAGAGAAUUUUGUCCUGAAUGGAUUUUACACAUCCAAGGACUUUGUACAUUUGAACAAUGAAACGCUUCUUCAGAUCGGCAUCACAGCUACUGGGCAUCGGAAACGGAUCUUAAAAUUUGCACAGCAAAGUAGCCUGACGUUAUCAUGUGCUGAGCUUCCGAGUCCAGCCCUGGGCCAUUGCACUGGUGAGAAAGAGCAAACUGUGGCGAGAUCAAGCACUGUUGAAGAUUGGAAAGAUAACGCCAGUGGGAAUGAAGUUUUUGAACCCGGAGAACCAGUGGUUAAACCCGUUCCCAGGCCACGGACAUUGCUGAAUAAGCAGUCUUCAGGCUCCAGAACUCCAACUGAUAUAGGAUCAGCAUCAACACAAAGUCCAAAUCAUGAGAAGCAGGAAGUGUUUUCUCCUGGUGAACCUUCUAUGGAAAGGCCUGAAUUGACUGAGAUGGAACAGGGACCAAGUGAAGGAAACAAAGUCACGUCUCCAGCUUGGGAAAGGACCGCAAAGGAAGAGGAGAUGGUUCCUCCCGUGCCACCACGCAUCAACCGGGGACAACCUCCUGCCAAUUUUGCCCCACAUGGUCCAACAAACAGAGAUGAACAUGAUCUACUGGGAUCAAAGUUUGGCGAUUCCAUCUCUAAGUCUGUGGAAAACUUGCAUGAUAUCCACUCUCUCUCCAGAGUUUCCUCGCACUCCCUUCCCCAGAUGCCUUUGUUUGACACAGCGUUCACAGGGAAAAUGGUUUCCAAUGAGCUCUACACCACUGUGGAGACUUUGCCUGAGAGGAAUCGAAGCCAGUCCUUCUCAAUUUCAGGCAUAAAAUCUUUGGGAAGGAGACCUGUCCCACAGCCCCCACCCACCGCAAGCCAAGCUGAUUCAUUAUCACUUUCAUUAAAAGAAAGACAACAUCUGGGAGUUCACUCCGAAGAGGACACCAGACCUCAGCCAGUCCGGAAGCAAGCCAGUGAUCCCUCACCCUACGCCACAAUAGGAGACAUUCCAACACCUAGCACCCAGUACCCAGUGUACUUCAAAGAUGAAAUUGAGGAUGACCUAAAAAUAUCACCAUAUGCCAGCUUCCACCUUGCUCCAGAACAAGGAAAACAUAUAAAAUGUGACUGGUUGGAGAAGCUCUCACCACAGGGGAGCUACGUAUUUCAGAGGCGCUACGUGAAGUUUGAUGGGAAGAUGUUGAUGUAUUUUAGCAAUGAGAAGGACCCCUACCCUAAAGGAGUAAUACCCCUGGCUGUUAUACAGAUGGCAAGAACAGCGAAGGAAAAUAAAUUUGAAGUAGUUACAAGCCAAAGGACAUUUGUUUUUAGGGCAGAGAGUGAAGCGCAGAGAAAUGAGUGGUGUUCACACCUCCAGAAUGCAGUCAAAGUCCAUCACUUCUCGUCCAUUCGCCGGGUUGGAUCCACAUCCCUCUGCCAGAAGUAUGGAUACUUGGAGAUGAAGGGACAUAAAUCCAAGGUCUAUGCUGCCCUCUACACUGACAUCCUCUGGCUGCACAAAAAUGAACAGACUUUCAAAUCUGGCAUUGGAAUCAUAACUAUUGAAGUGCAAGGAGCCACCAUUCGUGAUGGCAACCGUAAAAGUUUUGAAUUAAUCACUCCUUUUAAAAGCUUCAGUUUUACAGCUGAAUCUGAACGAGAGAAGAAGGAAUGGAUUGAGGCACUUCAGGACUCGAUAGCUGAGACUCUCUCGGAUUAUGAGGUGGUUGAGAAGAUUUGGUCAAACAAGUCUAACAAAGCCUGUGCAGACUGCAAAGCACCAAAUCCUGACUGGGCGUCCAUUAACCUCUGUGUUGUCAUCUGCAAGCGAUGUGCAGGAGAACAUCGAGGCUUAGGAGCAUCUAUCUCUAAAGUACAGAGCCUGAAAUUGGAUACAAGCGUAUGGACAAAUGAAAUUGUACAGCUUUUCAUUCAGUUAGGGAAUGAGAAAGCGAAUAGGUUCUGGGCAGCUCGAAUCACUCCAGGAGAGGAGUUGGAUACAGAUGCUUCAGUCGAGAGGCGGAGAGAAUUCAUCAUAAUGAAAUACAGAGAGGGGAUAUACAGGCGGUCACAUACUAAAUUUGCAACUCAAGAGGAACUUAUUAAGGCACUUUGCACAGCAGUCACCAGCCCCAAUCUCCUGCAUACUGUACCCCAGAUCUUCUCUGAAGCAGACAAAAAGAGUCUCGUUGACUCAGAUGCCUGUGAUACAAAGUCAAUUCAAAGCCCACCCUAUUCUUCCAGAAUGGAACGAUCACCACAGAGAAGUCCAGAUGUUCUAAAUUCCAACCCCUUGGACUCGGCUGCAAUUUACAGUGAGAUUACACAAUCCUUCGUACAUGGUGGGUAUCUGUACAAAACGUCAGCCAUGACAAAGCUUCCUGCCAGCAAGAAAUGCAAAGAUGAAUUUCAGAAACAGUGGUGUUCCUUGGAACGGGCUCUUCUUUUUUAUGAAACAGACAAGAGUCCUGAACCGAUUGGCAAGAUCGAAAUGAGUGAGAUUGUCUGCAUAGGAGUGAACAGGCCACAGUCAAUGUCCAUUUCGAUCCCGACAGACAGGUUUCGGUACACAUUUGAAAUCUUUCUGUCUUCAGAAAAGUUAUUCCAGUUUGGAACGGACAACCCUGAAACUCUACAAACAUGGACAAGCUCCAUAGCAAAGGGGUUCACUUGUGCCAGUCUGCACAGCCUUCUCAAUCGGCAGUUUGAUAGGAUUGGAAAGCUGCAUUAUAAAUCAAUGCGGAAUCCCGAGCAAUGGAGGGAGGGGUGGUUCAUGCUUAGGAAAUGCAACCUUAUAUUCUGCUGUGAAGAGGGUGGGCCACUGGAGGAGACAUUGCACCUGAAGAGACUACAGGAACUGACUUUCACCAUUCUGAAUGAAAACAGCGAGAAGAAAGAAGUAUUACGACUGGUUGACAAAGAACGAACAUUGUACCUGCAUGGAGUGACACACCUGGACUAUUCAGUGUGGUGCAGUGAUAUUCAGAGUGCGGCGGGCAGUCGGGGGAAUGCACUGAGUGACCAGCAGCUGAGCAGAAAGGACAUCCCUAUUAUCGUUGACAGCUGUAUUGCCUUCAUUACCCAAUAUGGGCUGUGCCACGAGGGGAUUUACAGGAAGAAUGGGGCUAAGUCACGCAUCAAGCUGCUAAUGGAUGAGUUUCGAAAGGACGCCAGGAAUGUGAAGCUACGAACAGGCGAGCACUUUAUUGAGGAUGUCACCGAUGUCCUGAAGAGGUUUUUUCGGGAGGUAGAUGACCCAAUCUUUAUGACAGAGCUCCAUCCACAGUGGAAAGAAGCUGCAGAUAUUUCUCAUAAAGCCCAGAGACUGCAACAAUACAAAGAAAUCAUUCACUUGCUCCCAAGAGUAAACAGGAUGACUCUUGCUGCAUUGAUUGGUCACUUGUACAGGGUUCAGAAAUGUGCAGACCUCAACCAGAUGUGCACCAAGAACCUGUCAUUACUUUUCGCCCCCAGCUUGUUUCAGACCGAUGGGAAAGGAGAGCAGGAAGUGAGGGUGGUCGAAGACCUCAUUGACAAUUAUGUGACGGUGUUUGAUAUUGAUGAUGACCAUGUGACACAGAUAGAUUUGGAAAACAGUCUGAUCACUACUUGGAAAGAUGUGCAGCUUUCCCAGGCCGGAGAUCUGAUCAUGGAGGUCUACGUUGAGACAAAGACGACUGACUGUUGCAUGACACUCAAGGUAUCACCUACAAUGACAUCAGAGGAACUGACGAAUCAGGUGCUGGAUAUGAAGAACAUGUUAACAGGAGAAAGGGAAGUUUGGGUCACCUUUGAAUGCAUUGAAAACGGUGAACUGGAGAGGCCUCUCCACCCCAAGGAGAAGGUUCUGGAACAAGCCCUCCAAUGGUGUAAGCUCGCAGAGCCCAGCUCAGCUUAUCUGGUAGUGAAGAAACUCCCUGAAGAAGGAGGAAAUCUGUACUCAGCAGGUAAAAGUGACAUUCCAAAGUGUGGGGUCUUGAAAUGUCGAGAGGAACCUCCAAAGCUCCUGUCUGGAAACAAGUUCCAGGAGCGAUAUUUUGUUCUGCGUGAUCGUAAACUGCUGCUGUUUAAGGAUAAAAAGAGCUCCAAGCCUGAGCGGGAGUGGUCUGUCUUCUCAUUGAAGGUUUACCUUGGUAUUAAGAAGAAGCUGAAAACACCGUCAGUACAGUGGGGGUUCACUAUUUUCUUGGAUAAGCAGCAGUGGUUCCUGUGCUGCUCAGGACAAUCUGAAAUGUGGGAUUGGACAGCCAGCAUCCUUAGAGCACAGCAUGAUGACCUUCGACCAACAGUGUUAAGGCGCCAUUCUUCUUCUGAUAUAUCCAAACAGAAGUUUGGGACCAUGCCACUUAUUCCACUCCACGGAGACGAGAGUAAUUCCAUCAUGCUAUCUGCAAAUCAAACUCUGCGACGCCUACAUGACCGGAGAACACUCUCAAUGUUCUUUCCAAUGAAGAUGCAGCAUGAGAUAUUUGAACAGCAACAGAAGGAAGAAGACUCCAGCAAUGAGCCUGUGUAUGAAGAAGUUCAGGAUGUCAAUGUCAUGUUGUCAAUGAACUCAGAAAUCUCAGCAGUGGACCCCACACCAAUCCUGGUGACGCAGAUGAAGAAAAACCUAGUUACAAACCUGCCGAUGCAGGACAAGUUCCUCCAGGAACUGAGUUCAGCAAUUCAUAGAAAGAACGAACCUCAAUAUGAUAUCACCAAGCUGUAAUAUAGAGUGGAUGAUUCAGGGAUUCACUGAAUGAAGGUGGUGUUUAUUCCAGCUGGUAGUCCAAUCUCAGGGUUCAUUUGAUCUUGGGACCAACCCUUGCCAUGUAGAUGCACCAUGUGAUCUUUACUGUGUAGAGUCUGAGGUGUGUUAGCUUUGUUAGUCUGAUCAUAAGAGCACUGAGUAGAAAUUCAUUCUCAGUCACAUAGUUUGAGCAACUUUUGAGACACAAAACAACUGGACUGAAUUUUGGGAGGAGUACUUUAUAGGACCCAGCCAUUACAAUGUUGUACAUCAAGUGUGAAUAAUAAGAUUAGUUUUCUACCACAAUAUUUUUAGUUAUCAGGAGGUUUGUUUUAAUAGUCUUAAUUGAAAUUUCCUUUAUCAGUGGUCACCACAAACACAGCCAUGUACAGGGAAGAUAUGCCCAACGAACUACAGCAACCUGUUUCAAGAGGCAGUUUUCUUACAUGUGGUUCUCAGAGGAGGUCUUCAUUUUCACUCGGGAACCAUUGCACUCUCCCCUUAUACAGUCUUUCACAUGUUUCUUAAUUGCUUGAUUUGUAACCUUCAGUAAGAUAAAGCCAUGCUGAAAAGUUUUCCUUUGGAUAAUUUUAUGAGUUGCAGAGAAUUCCAAAGACUCCUCUGUGGUAUACUCCAUGGCCAACUUUUCAGAAGGCUUUUCUAUUUUCCUGCCAAGUUCUGAUGGCAACCUUGCUUAAAUAUCCAUUCACAGGGCUGGCUGAUGAAGCAUCGUCAGGAUGAAAUAAAGCACGAAAUGAAACAAAAGGCAUCCUCUUUAUCAUUCAAUUUACUUCAGUUUGCAGGUCCUUAGCUAGCUUCUCAUUUCCCCUCUGCUCACUUUUAUUACAGUCAUCCCUUCCCCAAGUCUUCCUCUAAGUAUGAGGCCCAUUUAAUUUCCCAGCAUAAUUACAAGGCCUUUAUUAUUGAAGAGAGAACUUCAAAAGUGAAAGUAGGAAAGCUAAGGUGAAGCAUCAGUGGUCUUGAUGCAAAUCACCACUAGAAUUAAAACAAUUGGAUGAAAGUCAAUGUAAGACAUGCAUGGGUGACUAAACGGGACUAAGUUCUGGUUCAGUAACCUGAUACAGGAAAAUCCCAAUGUUUUAGAACUUCUGUGCAAUAAUGAAUAGGACAUGAAUUUGGUUUAAACAAAGUUAUAUUAAGCACGUUCACAGACAGCACACUAGUAGUAGGUGGAAGAUGGUGUAUAAUUUCCCAACACUACAUGGAGUUAAUAAUUGGACUCCAGAUGCUGAAAAAAAUCUGCUUGAGCUACUCAACAGAUUGAGCAGCACCUGAGGGGUGGAAAAUACAACUGUUAACAUUCUGGCCCACGAUACAGGAUUCAGAACUCAAAUAUUGACAGUUCUCAUGGGCGCUGCUCAAUCCACUGAGUUCCUCCAGUAGAUUGUUUGUUGCUCCAAAUAAUUGAACUGUUAUACUUCGCUAACAUUUGAACUAGUUUUAUACACAGAACACAUUUUGCAGCUCUUCCUCAAAUCCUGUCUUUUUGAGAGGUGGAGGCAAAGGUUUGGUGUAUUAAGUUAUCUGAAGGGGGGUUACAAGGCUUGAAGAAAAAUUUGCCACAGGAACCAACUGCUGACAUCCAAAGAAAGGGUAAGUGUCACUCAUUCUCUCCCUCACUUCCAUAAGAGAUGAAGUCUGCUCCCAUACUCAGCUCAAUGAAGCUUUGAAGUGAUGAAAUAUUAAUCCUUCAUUUAUCUAAAUUGAACAGUACAUCUCCAUGGUCAUCAUAAUUCUCAUCUCAUAAUUUAUUACACAAACUGAAUCCCUAAAGCAUGACAUUUCCAUUCUACCCAGAAUAAUUAACCACACAAUCUGAAUCCAAAAAGCAUGACGUGAUACAUACCAAGAAAAUGGAAUACUUGUUUUCUUGUUUCAUCCUACACAAACUUGAGAAGAUAGAUAAAUUGUGCCACAAGGAAGAUGUUUUUCAAUAUUAAAGAUGACCUAAUGUUAGCAAUACCGUUGAAUGAGACUGUUUGCAAAUUUUUGUAGCUAAUUCUGCAUAAUAGCAUUUGUUUCAGGUAAGAGGGUCACAGGUAGAAUAUUUGCCUAUGUUAAUUAUAAUUUCGUUUUAAUCCAUUGACAGACUUAUGGAGUUGGGAGGAGGAAGUUCAGUGAAUAUUUUGUGAAUACAAGAGAUUCUGCAGAUGCUAAAAAUCCAGGAACACACACACACACCCACACAAAACAUUGGAGGAACUCAGCAAGUCAGGCAUCAUCUAUGGAAAGGAAUAGUGUCGAACUUUAGGGCUGGUGUCCUCCUGAUGAAGGGUCUCAGCCUGAAACAAAGACUCUUUAUUCCUAUCCUUAAAUGAGACCCGGCCUGCUGAGUUCCUCCAGCAUUUUGUGUGAAUAUUUGGUGAAUGUUACUGCGUAGAAACAGAACACAGGAACUGUGGAGAAGAAAUUAAGUUUUCUUUUACUCUACUUCUCCUUUCAUAUAUAAUCAGUUCAAUCUCCUUCCUACUUCUGCUAAUUUUAAAUCUAUAUUAAGUUGUAAUACGUGGACUUCUGAUCAACUUUUGUCACAGAGUAAUACAACAUAGGAAAAGUUGUUUUGGCCCUCUCUAUUGCUGCCGGCACAGGAAUGUCUAUAUAUAUAUAUAUCCAGAAAGUCAAAAGAUAAGAAUCUGCAGAGAUUGAAAAUCCAGAAUAAAUGCUAGAAAAACUCAGGUCAGGCCACAUCCAUGGAAAGAGAACAGUUAAUAAUUUCAGUUCUGCAACCCUUCAUUGGAACCUCCUGUGUCUAUGCCAUGAUUAUCAAAUGCUCAUCUAAAUAUUGAGAAUGAUGAGGCAGUGCUGUCUAGAGUUUAACCACCCUCUGAAUGAAAAGAAGUUUUUUCUCAAAUACUUUUUAACUCUCCUUUCUUAUAAGCCUUUGCCCUCUGAUAAGGGCCAAGGUUUCUCAAUAUGUCCCUCAUCAUAUUGUACAUGACAAUCAUGCUUCUCCUCAAUCGCAUCUGGUCCAAGAAAAACAAACCCAUUCCAUCUGGUUAAAAGGUUCAAUCCGAGGCAUUAUCUUGGUGCAUCCCUUCAGAAAUCUCUGAGUUACAAUAAUAUCCAUCCAUAAUGUGCUAACCAGAACCUAGCCAGUGUUUUAUAUGCUGUAGUUUCCCUCUCGGGGUGGUGAGAUGGAGUUAUCUCUCUACCAAAGGAGGUGUAAGGUGCUCCUUCCCUCCGAUAGCCUGCAGGUCACCUUUGGACAAGGUGUAGCACCUACUUAGUCCACCACUACCCCCCUCCCAAUCAGGAUCACGUGAAACCAUGGGAAUAGGUGGUGGAUGAUUAUAGGAGCAGCUGGUGCCCAGAAGAAGACAACGGCAAACCACUUCUGUAGAAAAAUUUGCCAAGAACAAUCAUAGUCAUGGAAAAACCAUGAUUGCCCAUGUCACGGCAUGUAACAGAUGAAUGAACAAAUUUCCCUCUUCAAAUGUUCAAUGCCAUGGCUAAUGAAGGCAAGUAUCCAUAAUGUCUUCUUAACCUUUUCUUAACCCAAAAUGUGGCCUUCAGGUACCCUUGGACAUUGUAUACUGACAUGCAUCUUCUCCCCCGUAUUUCCCAGAGUUCUCUGAUUGAUUGUGUAUUUACUAGUCUAUGAGUCCUCCUGAAGUGCAUGACUGCACUAUUUUGCUGCUCGGUGUUGAUAAAUAUGAUCUGUCUACAGCAGUGUAAAACUCACAGGGGUUGUUAAUAGUUUUAAUCCAGGAACAGAGACUCCAAGGUACCUUUAUGAGAUUCACUACAGUCAGCCAUAGGUCAUCUUAGGUGAUUUUGUGGGUGGUUUUCUCACUUCAGUACAGUUUCUGAGAUAUUUUCAAGAAAGUUUAUGGCAGCACAGGCUUGGGAAUAUUCCUUGAACUUGUUUGAUAUCUUUUUUACACCAGUGGUUGGAGUUUGGAAAUCUGAUACUUUAGGAUUUCCAUAGUUUGUGAGCCAUUGAUGCAAUUGCAGUGUACAAUUAGGGUGCCCAUUUUGGGAGAACAGAGUUGUAAUAAGCAAACAAGCUGGCAGAAUAUGCCUUCACUGGCCUCAAGACUGUUGUUGAUAUAUAUACCAAUAUACAUAUGUAUCUUAAACAUGAGAAAGUCUCCAGAUGCUGGAAAUCCAAAGCAAAACACAAAAUGAUGGAGGAACUCAGCAGGUCAGGCAGCAUCUAUGGAAAUAAAUAAGCAGUCCUGUUUCAGGG